This is a messenger RNA of Rotaria sordida, 1110 nucleotides long. Lineage: Eukaryota; Metazoa; Rotifera; Eurotatoria; Philodinida; Philodinidae. The record is from the annotation of a GenBank genome assembly.
AUGGCAUUUAUAUGGAAUGCAAAAAAUAAUUUUAUUCUUUUACAUUUCAUUACUCAUCAUCAACAACAAUCAUCAACAUCAGAUAUUAAUUGGUUAUCAAUUGUAAAUGAUAUUAGUUUAGAAAUUUCUUCAACUCCAACUUUAUUAAAAAGUCAAUAUGAAUAUUUAUUAGGCAGUUUUUAUCCAAAACAAGAUUCAAAAUCUCUUCAUUCAACAUUAAAACAUGUUUAUUUACAUUCAUUAUGUCAAAAAAUUGAAGAUGAUCUACACUUUACACUUGAGGCUGUCUAUGAAUUAAUAAGACAUGCACGUUCAAAACGAAUUAAUCUUCAUGAUAUUGAACAAUUGCUUAAAGAAUGGAAUUUUGAUUCUUCAUCUGAUGAUCAGAAAAAAAAUAAAGAUCGUCUUUUCAAUAUAUUAAAUCGUCUUUGUCGUUAUAUUCAUACUCUUUCAAACAAUAAUAAUCAAACAAUUCAUCAUAAUAUAUCAACAUGUUCAAAUACGAAUGAACAAUUGAUUGUUCAAAAAGAAAUACAAGAUAAAGAUUUAGAACCAGUAUCAGAUAAUGAUGAUGAUGAUGAUAUUUCAAUGGCAUAUGUUUUUAAAAAAAAACAAAAUCAAUUGAUAAAUAUCAAUAAUGAUCGAAUUGUAAUAAAUACAAUUGAACGAGAAAAAUCUUCUACAACUCGUCGUCGUAGCCAAUCGUUAACAUUAUUUGAUGGAAAUAAAGAUAAUAAAAUAAAUAUUGGAGUAGAAUGGUUUGUACCAAAAUUAAAACGUCAACAGAGAUCUUCAUCUUUACAUACUCGUUGUCAAUCACCAUUAUCGAUCGAUUCUUUAUUAAAAGAAAAUCAAAAUUUUAAAUACAAUGAUGAAUCUUCAAAUUCGAUGAGUAAUUUAAAUGUUCGACAAACACAUACACAACCAAGUAUUUCUUGGUUGCCACUUACAAAUGAACAAAUUGCAGAAAAAGAACAUCGACAAAAAGAAUCAAGAUUAUUAGUUGAAUAUGGACAAUGUGAUCAGAUAUCUUCAGAUUCCGGAUCAACAGAAGUUCAAGUAUCAUAUCAACAAGAACAUAAUUCUUGUAAACGACAACGUCGUUCUUAA